Molecule: messenger RNA, 1298 nt
Organism: Cannabis sativa
Lineage: Eukaryota; Viridiplantae; Streptophyta; Magnoliopsida; Rosales; Cannabaceae
Product: protein THYLAKOID ASSEMBLY 8-like, chloroplastic
Exons: 3
Coding region: 202-969 (255 amino acids)
Molecular function (GO): protein binding
Source: RefSeq, a predicted model, not a curated record
AAAAAAAAAAGAAAUUAGCGUCUUUUAAGAUUUUGAUUUGGUGAAAAAGCUGGGUUGUGUAGGUUUGGUUCCGAAGUACCAACUUUCCUAAUCCCAUGUUAACACUGACAAGACAAGAAAGACCAAAGACAUAACAGCCGGGAACACUGACACCAUCUAACGAAGCUUUUAAGCUACUCAGUCCUUUCUAUCAGAACUCUAAUGGCUAGUCGAGCAUUUUCAAGAUCAAAAAUUUCAAUCUUGGUUUCAGGAUUAUUCCGAGUUAUGCACAAUACACCGAUUAAGGAGACCCUAUUGCCCAUAAAAUCGAAAGUUUCAGCAUUUCAAAUCGAUUCGCGGGAACCCAUUUCCUGGUUUAGACUAUACCAUGACGGAAGGCCCAGGGGACCCCUUUGGAGAGGCAAGAAGCUUAUUGGAAAAGAAGCGCUUUUUGUGAUAUUGGGAUUGAAAAGGUUCAAGGAUGACGAAGAGAAGCUUGACAAGUUUAUCAAGACCCAUGUUUUUAGGCUUUUGAAGCUUGAUUUGAUUGCUGUUCUCACUGAACUUGAGCGCCAGGAGGAGGUUACUUUGGCCACCAAGGUAUUUAAUGUGGUUCGAAAACAAGAUUGGUACAAGGCUGAUGUUUUUAUGUACAAAGACUUGAUUAUUGCACUAGCAAGGAGUAAGAAAAUGGAUGAAGUUAUGCAGCUAUGGGAGAGCAUGAAAAAUGAAGAACUAUUUCCCGAUUCUCAAACGUAUUCAGAAGUUAUUAGAGGUUUUCUGAGCAUUGGUUCUCCUGGAGAUGCAAUGAACAUAUACGAGGACAUGAAGAAAUCUCCAGACCCUCCAGAAGAGUUGCCCUUUAGGAUUUUAUUGAAGGGUCUCUUGCCACACCCUCUUUUGAGAAACAGAGUUAAGCAAGACUUUGAGGAGCUUUUUCCUGAAAAACAUAUGUAUGAUCCACCAGAAGAGAUAUUUGGCGCACACUGAGGUUUUUGCUGUAACUGAAAAUCUAAAAGACAAAAUCUUUGUUUUACAUGUAGAAGAAAAAAGACACGAAAACAGGAAGUUGGUCAAGACAGAAAACCAUCUACAUUUUUUCCUCCUCAGCUAAACAAUAUUAGGAUAUUUUUUCUUUGCUUAUCAUUUUAGAGAGGUAGAAUAAGGUAUUAGAAGUUUCAUAUGAUUUUUGUUCUCCUCAGUCCUCAUAUGGUCCAUAGCUAAUUGUAUAUUGAAGCUUAUGAACAUAAUAUAAACAUGGAAUCAACCGUUCUUCCUUUUUAGAAACUAUUGAAGUGAAGAUCUUCUAGAGAGUGAAA